This is a messenger RNA of Mesoplodon densirostris (Blainville's beaked whale), 7446 nucleotides long. It is a transcript of the gene DCP2, whose product is annotated as decapping mRNA 2. The record is from RefSeq and is a predicted model, not a curated record. The transcript has 11 exons. Gene Ontology annotation, molecular function: 5'-(N(7)-methylguanosine 5'-triphospho)-[mRNA] hydrolase activity; manganese ion binding; RNA binding. NCBI's taxonomy places the organism in Eukaryota, Metazoa, Chordata, Mammalia, Artiodactyla, Ziphiidae. Gene Ontology annotation, biological process: deadenylation-dependent decapping of nuclear-transcribed mRNA; nuclear-transcribed mRNA catabolic process, nonsense-mediated decay. Gene Ontology annotation, cellular component: cytoplasm; P-body. Bases 133 to 1404 code for a protein of 423 amino acids.
CCUUCCCCCUCUCGUUUUCGUUGGAGCCGCCGUCGUCGCCGCAGCCGCCGCCGCUGCUUGCUCUCCGUGCCGUACCCUCGGUCCCCGGCCGCGCGGAGCCGGGAUGCACUGCUCCUGCUGUGGGUCCUCAUCAUGGAGACUAAACGGGUGGAGAUUCCCUGCAGCGUCCUGGACGAUCUCUGCAGCCGAUUUAUUUUGCAUAUUCCCAGCGAGGAAAGAGACAAUGCUAUCCGAGUGUGUUUUCAGAUUGAACUUGCCCAUUGGUUUUACUUGGAUUUCUACAUGCAGAACACACCAGGAUUACCUCAGUGUGGGAUAAGAGACUUUGCUAAAGCUGUCUUCAGUCAUUGUCCAUUUUUGCUGCCUCAAGGUGAAGAUGUGGAAAAAAUUUUGGAUGAAUGGAAGGAAUAUAAAAUGGGAGUGCCAACAUAUGGUGCAAUUAUUCUUGAUGAGACACUUGAAAAUGUAUUACUGGUUCAGGGGUACCUAGCAAAAUCAGGCUGGGGAUUUCCAAAAGGAAAAGUAAAUAAAGAAGAAGCUCCUCAUGAUUGUGCUGCUAGAGAGGUCUUUGAAGAAACUGGUUUUGAUAUUAAAGAUUAUAUUUGUAAGGAUGAUUACAUUGAACUUCGAAUUAAUGACCAGCUUGCUCGUUUGUACAUCAUUCCAGGAAUUCCAAAAGAUACCAAAUUUAACCCGAAAACCAGAAGAGAAAUUCGGCACAUUGAGUGGUUCUCCAUUGAGAAAUUGCCCUGUCAUAGAAAUGAUAUGACCCCAAAAUCCAAACUUGGUUUGGCACCAAACAAAUUUUUUAUGGCCAUUCCUUUUAUCAGACCAUUAAGAGACUGGCUUUCUCGAAGAUAUGGCGAUUCCUCAGAUAGUGACAAUGGAUUUUCCUCAGCUGGUAGCACACCAGCUAAACCCACUGUGGAAAAAUUGAGUCGAACCAAAUUCCGCCACAGUCAGCAAUUAUUUCCUGAAGGUUCUCCCGGUGACCAGUGGGAAAAGCACAGGCAACCACUGCAACAAAAACCAUAUAAUAAUAAUCAUUCUGAAAUGUCUGACCUUUUAAAAGCAAAGAGUCAAAGUAUGAGGGGAAAUGGCAGAAAACAGUAUCAAGAGUCACCUAAUCAAAAGAAAAGAACAAAUGGGGUCCACAGCCAGCCAGGCAAGCAGCAGAAUCCCUUGAUGAAAUGUGAAAAAAAACUUCAUCCACGAAAGCUUCAGGAUACUUUUGAAACAGAUGCUGUAUAUGACUUACCUUGCUCCGGUGAAGACCAGUUGCUAGAACAUGCCGAGGGCCAGUCUGUGGCAUGUAAUGGACGUUGCAAGUUCCCCUUUUCAUCCAGAGCCUUUUUGAGUUUCAAGUUUGACCAUAAUGCUAUAAUGAAAAUCUUGGACCUUUGAUAGCAACAAAUGUGUUGUGGAAGUCUCAAGAUCAGAGACUUGUUGCAUUUGAGUGGGUGUCUCUUUGAGCCUUACCUUUCUCAGGUGUUUUAAAGAAAUGCAGGGAGGCAAUGUUGUUUCUGAAGAGAUGUUCUAUGUGCAGAAGAGAAAGUAGAAAGAAACAUGAAUUUGCACUGUAAAUGCAGUUAUAACUUUUUAUACAUAUGUACCUUUUCAGUGUUUGGCUAAUGAAUUUAAAUUGCUUUUUAUGAGGGCAUUUUUUUCUGUGUGAUUAUGGUUUUUAUUUUGUAUUCUGGUCAAGAAAAUAGUAUUUGAGUCAUCACUAAUAGCUAAGUUAAUGGGAAUGCUCCAUCAACCCAUUACAGUGAUUGUAUUGAUACUACUAGUUUCCUUAUUUUGAAAAUUUUAAAAGAAACUUAAAAUACACAAUUAUUAAAUGAAUACAAGAGCUGAAAUGUCACAGAAGUCAAGAUUGCAGGUCAUCUGCUUUGGUGGCAUUUUGUGCCUAUCUCUGCUUCUAAACACUUAGGUUUUCUAAUCCUCCUCUGCUAGGAGUUUUGUUAAGGUUUUAUUUAGAGUCAGCAUCUGCUAUAUAAUGUUCAUGUUCAAAAUGAACUCUCAGCACUUCAUUAAAGGACAAAGUCCUCAGCCUGGAGAGGGAUUGAGUUGGUGGGGCGGGGAGUUGAUGCUCUAAUUUGAAAUUGUGCUGUGUGCAGUCAGUGAACCUGGGAGACCGUGGAGAGAGGGUAGUGGGGAGAGAACACGGGGGCUGGGACCCCGAAACUGCUUUGGUCACAUCUGCACCAUCCUGUUGCCAGCCCUUUAGUAUCAUAUGAUGAUUUUGUUCUUGUGAAACUUUAUUCUGUAUUAAGUUGUAUAAAUAUGUAUGGAAUACUGACAUUAUUAGGUUUUACAUUGCAUCUCAGUGUUCAUCUUUGGAAACUGAUGGUAUAUUAGGUUCCAAUUUGCAGUAGUAGCAGAGACUGACACACUUUUAUUAGCAUGAAGCCCCUAGAUGAUGGAGCCAAAGGGAAGGGUAUGUAGUUUACCCAAGUACAGAUAAAGCAUUUCACUAGGGGAGGAUCAGAACAUGGAAGUAACAUGUGUAAUUCACUCCUAGGAAUGUAUUUUGCUCCUUUAGGAUUCUUAAAUCCAAAUAAGGAUGGCAGUGCCCAUUUAAAGAAGGAUUUUAGCUAUAUAAUUGAGGACAAUCACCAGGGCUUUAAGGGGCUUUAGUGUUUGGGCUGCUUCUAACCUCAUUGAAGGUGUUUCUUUGGGGGUUGGGGGGAGAGUGUGAGCAUAUGCGUGCAUGUGCUUCUGUCAUGUUGGUUUUAAAAAUCUUUUUUACAUGUGGUAUCCACAAAAUAUAUCUCUGCUUGUAAAUUUUAUUGUAGAAAUCUUUAUUCUGUAUAGAUAGUCUAUUUAAUAGGGGUUCUAUUUAACCCGGUGGGACUUUCAAAAGAAGUGCUAUUGUAAGGAGUUCACUUGGUAUUAAUUUGCUUUAGCUUUUCAAUGGCUUGAUUUUAAAGAAGAAAUUCUAUUUAUUAAUACAAGUGUCACCCUCCUGGUGCUAAGCAGGAUAAUUCAGUUAUAGCAGAGUGUUUAGAAUUAGGUUAUUCACAGUCCUGCGUCUUUUAAUGUGACAAAUUUGUGAAUCCUUCUGUAACCUUUUAAAAAUGCAUUAUAUGAUUGCAUUAGGAAGCUCUUAAUUGUUCUUUCCAAAAAUACAGCUGCUUUGCUUGGGUUUCCUUGAGCCGUAUUUUUAGUUGGUCCCAGCAUUCCAGAUUUCUGUUAAAUUAUGAACAGAAACAGUAAAAACUGUUUGCCUGGCAGGUAAAUCAUUUUCACUCAUAUACUGCCAUCUGGAAACUGUUUAAUUUUUAGUGAUUUUUUAGGGCUUUUCCCUUUUUAAGUGAGUGCUUUGGUCAGUCUUUCUGGUGCCUCAAGUUGGAACUUUCAGCUCUCGAUACUAAAGCAGAAGAGAUUAGUUACCAGAAGUAUGGCCUCCAAUGGUGUUGAGCCUUUUCAAGAACCAACAGAUUAUCUCUUUUCGAUAAUGGUAGUUUAACUAUGGUUAAAUAUUAUUGCUGUUGUGCUGCUUCAUUUAAUGCACUGUGGGUGGAACAAAAUAAGGGUGUUGUUGGAGUGGAACUUUGGUAACCUGAGGCUUUUAGCUCUCUUGACAGUUUGAGAUUUAAAAAAAUGUUAAAAGAUGCGAUUUAAAGUUUAUGUGUGUGAUGUGACUUAACUAUGCAGAAAAUGUAUAAGUUGGAUGUACAUGUUUUAUGUACUUCUGCUAUACUUAUUCCCUCAAACCUGUGUAUUAAGUUUCUCAGUGUUCAGGUUACCUUGAGAAAGGCCAUGCUUAGCAUAGAACUAGCUUUCUCGAUUGAGAAAUUUUAGCAUGGUUUGAAGAAAUCAAGUGAUGAAGGAGAGUGCUGAAUAUGCAGUACUUUACUUCUGUGUGCUGCGUUUUAAGAAGCUAGAUGAGAAAAGGGUUGGCUUCAUUAUGUUUUAUGUCUUUGAGAGAACAGGUCUUUUCAAUCCGCUUUUUCAGUGUUCUUAUGUUCCAGCCUUAUAUGUUCCAAGGUUCAGUGCACUGUGAAUCUUUUAUUUUUUUAAAUUUCUUAGGUGCUUUUAUGUGUAACUGUAGUAAUUUGUAAGAUGUUCAAUGAAUUGUUUUUGUACUUAACCAUUGUAAUCCAGAAGAUAGGGGUAUGGUUUACAUGCUUUCACAAAUUUUUGUUCAGAAAUAGCAAAUGAAUGGUUUUAGGAUUACAAACAGUGAUGCUCUCCUGAGACAUGAGCAUUUGGGUAAGUCUGAGAACCUAAUAGAACUCUUUUAGCAUGGGUGAAAUUUAAAUGAAGAUGUUUGAAAAUUAAGUUGGAUUUUCAUGGUUAUAUAUAAAGGUGAGUUUCCUGUGCUGUAAAGGAAUGGUGGUCACUGCUUGCUGCUUUGAAUAUGGAUAUCCUUAUUUUUCUAUUACGUAUCAAUUAGUAAGUACAGAUGAUGAAGAUGUAUAGCAAAAUUAAUUUUAUGCUAUGAGAUUGGGUUGGUAUUUUGUCUUUUAAGUCUUUAGUAAUUUGUAUGUUAAUAUAAAAAAAAAACUCCUCAAAUCUAAGUGAAUAGCAUCCUUCCACAGGAUUAAAUUUUUCUAUAAAACUUAAUACAUUGUGGUAGUCUUUAGAAAAGUUCAGGUCUGACUGCAUGUGUGCAUUAAAAAAAUUAAAAACAUUUCAUACGUAUUCCAUCACCUUUUUUUUGUUUGCUUGCAACAGUUAACUUGAACAGUAAGGAGCAAAGUCAGUUAAAAAAUUAGACUUUUUGCCGAGUUAUUUUUCUUACUCUGAUGACAUCUCUUGGCUUUUUAUCUUUAUUUUUGUACCAGUGGACCUCCCUCCACCCACUCAGAGAUUUUGUUUUGAUUGACAUCUAUUGAGUCUUUGUAUUCCCUGAGGCAGUAUUUUCUUCGCAUAUUAAUCAUAGUUAAAAGGUCAGAUUUGUUAACAUUUUUCUAAUUGAAGAAAAAUAAGUGUUACCUAGCAAUUCUGACUUGGAUAUUUUCUAGCCUGGGGAAGGGGGCUCACAUGUCACUGUAACUUUAGAUUAAUGGUGAGCAGGACAAAGUCUUGUUCCAUCUGAAGGUAUCAAUACCCUGUAAGUACCUGUCUGUAGAUAAAUGGGUGUUAGUAACAGUUUUGUUAAAUUUUAUUCCUGAUCAUUUGGUAAAGCCUAGAGUUCCUUAUUUUGUAUUCUGUCCUUAGACUUUAAGAUACAUUUGUAUAGUUGCCAAGAAUUCUAAAAAUGAGAUUAUGAUGGGCUUUCUCAGCAUCUUUUUCUUCUUAGAAUUGCGUUGCUCUUGAAGUUUGUACUCCUCUGUCAUAAAGAUGGCAGAUUGCAGAUGGACAGUGUAGGCUCUGUCCCAUGCUUUCAAAGUAGAGCUCUGGAUUGCAGUUUCAAAAAUAUGAUAGGUUUAUUAUUAUAGAAUAAAAGUGCCCUGAAGGAAGAAGAUAGCUAUAGUUGCUGGGCAAAGAAAGCAUGAAGAAGAAAUUUUAGAAGAUAAAAUCAAUUAUUGAGUGCUGUAUGAUGCACGAGGCUAGAAAUGUGAUCAUUGUCUAGCCCAAGCAGAGUCUAAUAUAUGUGGCCAUUACCAAGCGUUUUCUGGCUCUGGGUAUAAUUUUUUCUAAGUAUGGUUGCCAAGCAAUCCAGUAAAUCUAACGUAAUUUUUCUCACUUUAAUGAUCCACGUUCGGGAGUCUGGUCCUUCCUAUGCUGAUUAGAAGUACACGGCUUUCUUACAGAACACAACCCAGAGUACACACAGCCAUAGUCAGCUGUGUGUAAUAGUCACUUCACAUGGUAGCCAUACCUUUGUCCUGAAUAGUGAUCCUUUCCGUCUAGUUUCCUGUUGCAGACAGUAUUUAUUACUGAAUUGGUGGUCUGUAGCUAGGGAACAGAGUAAAGCUACCUCCCCUGCCUGGGAGUGGACUUGAAGGGUUGGCUUCCACUGGCUUUGUUGCUCAGACUUUAACAUAAGGUACAGAGAAGUGUAAACAAGAAACUACGAUAAAUUAGGAAAGUUUUAUCUUGAGAAAAUGUUCAUAAUUUACUCUUUAAUCUGGGUUCCUUAUGAAAUCACCAGUAAAGAGAUUUCAUUUGUCUUGGGUCUUCUGUUGUUAGCAGAGGGCAUGGUCUAGCUAUGGUAGCUUGAAAGCACAAUCUUAGAGGAAUUAACCUUAACAAGGUUGCAUUAGCUGUGUAGUGCUGGUCAAGUGUGCUCUGGGAAAGGGAUUGAAUGCAGAAGUCAACUGCCUAUGUUUGUAACUUUGUUUUGCAUGGACCCUCCUGUUAGUAGCCUUUAAUCCUUCAGUCCAGUGGAAGAAUAAGGCCCUGAACAUAUACUUGAUGCUUUUUUGGUGUUUGGGUGUUCUUUUGGUUAUUGGCCUCUGUCCAGUGAGUGCUGUUUGAAGACCUGUUGUUUCUUAAUCCCUUUUCUGGGGUGACUGAUCAGGAAGCGGCCAUUGAGUCUGCCCCAUGCCACCUGUACCCUGCCCCUACUUCCCCCCUCCCAGUGCCCACCCCGUGUCUUUUUUUUUCUUUUGGUAGAAGAAUCUUUUUUUUUUUUUUUUCUUCUUGUGAUGCAUCCCUAUGGUGAAUCUGCCCCUGUGGGAAUUUACAAGCAGUGAUUGCAUCUUAACUUUGACCGUUGGGCCAUGAGCAGUUAGGAGGGCUGUGGAUGCCUGUGCUGUUUUAUUUUAGUCUCUCAUGCAGGUAGCUGUCACAUUGGUUUGGGAACAAAGGAAACUUCUGUGUAGUUCUAGGGCAAAAUGGGCAGUAUUCUGCUGGUCUUUGAGAGGUGGUCUUAGUUAACAUUCUUAGGUUGUGGACUUUUUGAUGUAGGAUGUAACAUUUUAGUGUACUUACAAUGAAUUGAAUCUGAGUUUCUAAAACAAUCUAUAGCUGCAAACGAUGGUGUGAAACAUUUUUGGCACAAAUCUUCAUUGUUAGUCAUUUCUUAAGCUUUAAGAUAUUAGCUAGAUCUUUGUAAAAUGAUAUCUUCGCUUACUAUGCUUUUGUGAUAUUUAGGAAUAGAUUGUGGAUGGCAGGAAAUGGAAGCAAAGGUUCUCAACUGUGAAUGAAAUUGAGAAAGGUAGUAACUAUUCCUCAGCAGUUUGGUUAGAUGUGUUAAUACUGAAUACUUUUGGAACAAAUGAGUAGCCGUACUCUUCAUGUCUUAACACAUAUGAUAUGCACUGAUAGAAAAGCACAAAAGACCUAUCUGCAGAGUUUCUUUGUGCAUUUCACUACUGUCCUAGGGCACUGUUGUCUCUGGUGGUCAUUUUAGGUUUGUGUUUGGAUCUUGCACAAGUACCUUUUAAUUUCAAAUGCGAGAGCCCAAAGAACUGAUUCUUUAAUUUUACUUUUUUGCUAAUUUCAUUUCAAAAUUAGGACAGGAGACAGGUAACCUGACUUCCAUUUUAUAAAUAUUAUAAACUGUUUUUCUUCAGUAAUAAAUAGGGAAGGAAAAUAAAACCAUGAACU